AUGUCUUCUACCGAGCAAGAUGUCGGUAGCAACGACAACAGUGACAAAGAUCGCGCCAUCAUCAAGCCCAGCGAAGGCACCUGUGGAAUUUUACCCGACACCGACAUCGUCACCGUGGACGAAGAGGUCGCCGAAGACCAAGAAAUGGAAGACAGCUACGUGUUCGUCGAAGCUGACUACCAUUCCUACACUGACGUGGAAUCUUCCGUCGCCGAAGGCUCGAAUUCGGACUGUGAGCUUUCAGAGCGUGAAGAGAAGGGCGAUGUAAACUCCAAGAGCGAAGCUGACAGAAUGGAAGAGCAGAAUGGUGGUGUGAGAAAGGGGUUUGUCAAGGGAGCGGCGGAGAAGAAAACUUCCGGUACUCAAGGUGAUGGCGGCAAGGAUGAUGCAGAAGAACUGCCAGAAAUUGCGAAGUUGCGAGCACGGACAGUUUACAGUCUUCUCAUCACGAGGGUGACCAUCAUGCCGCGCCCAGAGAAACCUCACAUGAACGACGAUAUUAACAGCCAAGAAGACUUCACCCAGCUCGUCGACGGAAAGAAAGUCGUCGCCCUACCCAACGAUACUCCACCGAGGCACCCUGAUGGCAGCUACGUCUUCGUUCGUGACGAGACUGCUAAAACCAUCGAAGACAAAAGCGCACAAGACACCAUCGCCUACUACGCCAAAAUCCUCGCCAUCGAAACAAAAUCCAGACCCUAUCCUAGCUUAACAUCGAAUGCAAUUCUCGAUGGACUCGACACCCUACGCAUCUGCUCCGAGAUCUUCUCCGACAACCCAACGAAGCCCGCUUUUGUCGCGGAAUACUUGCAUAUGCUAGAGCCGCAACACCAGCUCAGUCUCUCCAUCGUUCUUUCCAUCAUACUCGAUCCGGAUGACUGGAUGAAUCUCGAGCACGAGGUUGUUAGAGACGAGGAGUUCGAAAUCUCGGUGGUGAUUUGGGCGCUGAAGCUUGGGCCAGAGGGUCUUAUGCUGGGGAGGGUGGAGGGGAGAAGCGAGAUGCAGAUUUUGCUGGCUGCGGAGGAGGCGUGGAUUGUGGUGAAUGAGGGGAAGGAGGAGUAUGAAGAGAAGAAGAUGGAGUUGAGGCGGGUUGCUGCGGAGGUGACGAUGUGGGGGAGGGGCGCGGCUGGCAUGUUUGCUAAAAAGGGUCGAACUGAAGAUGACGACUGA
Alternaria novae-zelandiae is the source of this 1170-nucleotide messenger RNA. RefSeq lists its product as uncharacterized. Lineage: Eukaryota; Fungi; Ascomycota; Dothideomycetes; Pleosporales; Pleosporaceae. Bases 1 to 1170 code for a protein of 389 amino acids. The record is from RefSeq and is a predicted model, not a curated record. The transcript is spliced from 4 exons.